UCAAAAAGACUUUUUUAUUUAUAUUUUAUUUUACAGUCUCUCCUAAAACCUUCCACAUACUGCCAUUGCUUCGAGACUCAUUUUUUCAUGAACUUCUUCUUCUUCUUCUCUGUUAUCUCCGCCAAUUCCAAACCAAACCCACGUUCAGAAAUUACAUUCUCUCUCUCUCUCUCGCUCUCUCUUUCCUAAAUGGCUGAAAACUCCGAGAUUGUGAGCAAAGAAGAAAACCCAAAAGCAGGUUCAAAUGGGUUCUCACUCAUCUUUCCCAAGUUCAAUCUUCAAUUCCCUUUCUUCAAGCCGAAACCAAAAGCUGGGUUUUCAGGUGAAGAAGAUGGAGAGAGAAAAGCAGUGGUGGAUGAUGAGCGAAAUCAGAGUGAAACUCAGAAACCGGACAUGGUAAAGUUUCCCAAAGCUCAACUUGUGGCUCCUCCCCCUGUGGCUGUUGAAUCUGAAGAGCAUGGAAAGACCUCGAACCCUGUUAUAUUAUGGCAGGUUUAUGCCCUUGGCGGGUUUCUUGUUUUGAGGUGGAUAUGGGCGAGAUGGAAUGAGAGGAAGGAGAGGAAGGACAAGAAGGAAGGAUCUUCUGAUGAAGAUCAAUCUGCAGAAUAGUUUUGUUGGUUUUCCUUAUUGAAAUACACAUAAUUACCAUUUCGGGAUCUUACUGAAAUAGUCUGCCUCUUUUUCUAAUUGCUUCAGGGUUCUGCUUAUGUCUAUUAUCUACAUGGCACUGGUGUAUGAUGAUUUUAGAGUCUGCCCUGUAAAUGAUAUAUGGUUAUUUUAACUUUUUAAGCUUGAUGUAUGUAAUUAGUUUAUAGUUUCAUGUUUCAGAAGA
This is a messenger RNA of Ziziphus jujuba (common jujube), 832 nucleotides long. RefSeq lists its product as uncharacterized. The record is from RefSeq and is a predicted model, not a curated record. The transcript has 2 exons. NCBI's taxonomy places the organism in Eukaryota, Viridiplantae, Streptophyta, Magnoliopsida, Rosales, Rhamnaceae. The coding region runs from base 190 to 609 and encodes 139 amino acids.